AUAUUGAAAUUUGUUUCACUUGGUCUACAAGGAACUUGGGGGCUCUCGAUUUAGAUCCCUUCACGUUGGUGUUGUGAGAAAUGAGUAGAGUGCCUAAAGUUUUUGGCAAGACCUAUGCGACUCCGCGGAGACCGUUUGAAAAGGAGCGUUUGGACCAAGAGUUAAAGCUCAUUGGUGAAUAUGGUCUGCGCAACAAACGCGAAGUAUGGAGAGUAAAAUAUGUCUUAGCCAAGAUACGUAAGUCAGCCCGCGAGUUGCUGACACUGGAUGAUAAAGACCCCAGACGGCUUUUUGGAGGGUCCGCUCUGCUGAGACGCUUAGUUCGAGUUGGUGUACUUCCCGAAGAUAAGAUGAAACUGGAUUUCGUUUUGGGCUUGAAGAUAGAAGACUUUUUAGAACGAAGACUUCAAACUCAAGUUUUUAAACUUGGUUUGGCCAGAAGCAUCCAUCAUGCCAGAGUCCUCAUCCGCCAACGGCACAUAAGAGUGAGGAAACAGAUGGUUAACUGUCCUGGGUUUCUGGUACGUUUGGACUCAGGAAAACAUAUAGAAUACAGUACAACAUCUCCAUAUGGUUGUGGUCGCCCUGGUCGUGUCAAAAGGAAAAAGGAGCGUAAAGCCCAAGGUGGUGACGACGAGAACGGAAGUGAUGAAGAGUGAUUAUUACCUUCAACGGAAUAAAUAUCGAAAUUGCAUGAUUUUGUUCUUAGUAGUUAAAUUUGGAAAGCAGUCAGUUAGACCCGUGGUUAGUCUGAUCCUCAAGUGCAAGCAAGAAUAAAUGCUUUAGAAGAAGAAGAGAAAGCUCUGCAUGCACUAAACUUACAGGACGACUCACAAGACCGUUUUGUAUACUAGCUCUCUUUUCUGUAUAUAACCCGCGAAUUUUAAUUUUCAAAUAAACGACUGGUGGUCUCCAUUCCAUGUUCCCUCUGUGGUGUGAAGUGUUCAGUUGACACUGUGUUUGUUGUGGCUUUAGGUCUUCCCGCUUUCCAGUGACUGCUGAUUGCACGUGUUACAUAGUGAUUUUUGUACUUGUGGUUAUCCUUGCUUUGUG
Molecule: messenger RNA, 1053 nt
Organism: Schistosoma mattheei
Lineage: Eukaryota; Metazoa; Platyhelminthes; Trematoda; Strigeidida; Schistosomatidae
Source: the annotation of a GenBank genome assembly